GAGGGCAAACACGGCCGUUGGUCACGCACGCGCAUCGGUUGGCGGGAACCUGCCGGCGGAGCGCGCGCCUGUUGGCGGGAACCUGCCGGCGGAGCGCGAGCGGAAGUCAGCGCUGUUCGCGAGAGGUUCGUCAACAGAGCCCGAGUGAGCGGGGCUGUGCCGGCUGUCCCCGCGGGAACCGGGCGCCACGGUCGGCUGGAGUGAUUCCUGAGGGGACUCGGUGUCCGACAGGCUUCUCCUGCCCUCACGGCCGCACCAUGUUUUCCGACCACGCCGCCCGCAGAGACCAGACGCUGCUGUCGGCCCCGGAGCCGGCGCAGCAUGGCCCCACGUUUGAGCGGCUGCCUACCUCCUCCUACAGGAACUGCUCGGGAUGCUUCACCCUGGGCGAGCGCAGCUUCAACCGGCAGUACGCCAACAUCUACGCCACCCGUCUCGAACAGAUGCGACCCGCGCUGGCCGACAGGGCCAAGAAGAGAUGGGGAGCUGAUGUGGCAGUGAAGAAGUUGUGUGAAAUACAGGUCAAGGAGAAAUGUUGUGUGAUUGGGACUCUCUUCAAAAAUAUGGAGUUGAAACCUUCCAUCUUGCGUGAAAUCAGUGAAGAGCAUAACCUGUUGCCGCAGCCAGCACGUGCAAAGUACACGGACCAGUUAGAUGAGCUGAUUCUGGAGGAUGAGUUACAGCGCAUCAAAUUGGAGGGCAAGAUUGAUAUCCAGAAAUUUGUUACAGGGGCAGUUGUUGCAUUAUUUGGAGCUGAGCAGGAUGAUGGAAAGUUCAACGUGGAAGACCUUUGUACCUCUGAGAUCCCACCACAGCAGCAGAUACCACGACCUGAUACAGAUAGGUAUGUUUUAUUAGUCUCGGGCCUUGGCUUGGGUGGAAAGAAUGCGGACAGUCUUCUAGGUAUGCAGCUUCUUGUUGACAUGGUAACAGGACAACUGGGAGAUGAGGGCGAGCAGAGUAGUGCUGCAAAAAUCUCCCGUGUGAUUUUGGCAGGAAAUCUUCUCAGUCGAAACACCCAGAAUAAAGACACUUUCACCAAGGCAAAAUACCUAACAAAGAAGACACAGGCUGCUAGUGUAGAAGCCAUUAAAAUGCUGGAUGAAAUCCUGGUGCAGCUGAGUGCUUCAGUUCCUGUUGAUUGCAUGCCUGGCGAAUUUGAUCCAACAAAUUACACCUUGCCGCAGCAGCCACUGCACCACUGUAUGUUUCCACAAGCUGUUACCUAUCCCACAAUGCAGCUGGUCACCAACCCUUACCAAGCGGAUAUCGAUGGAGUCAGGUUUCUGGGAACAGCAGGACAGAAUGUGAAUGACAUAUUCUGCUAUAGCAGUAUGGAAGAUCACCUGGAGAUCCUAGAAUGGACUUUACGGAUUGGCCACUUGAGCCCUACUGCGCCUGACACACUUGGGUGUUACCCAUUCUACAAAACAGACCCAUUCAUUAUCAAGGAGUGCCCUCAUGUUUACUUUUGUGGCAAUGCUCCAUCAUUCAACUCAAAAACCAUCAAAGGUGUAGAAGGACAACGGUUGCUGUUGAUUGCUGUCCCAGAAUUUUCUACAACGCAAAUGGCCUGUCUGGUGAACCUGCGGACGCUUGAAUGUCAACCAAUCAGCUUCUCCGCUUUCUCUGCUGAGGAAGACAAUGUUGAAAUGGACGUCAGUCACUGAAUGGACAAAUGCUUUCAAUUUCUUCUGACUUUUUUCCUUGGAAGUUGCUUCUGUUCCUUUGUCUGAUGAAGCACACCCAGUGCAGAAUGCUUAUGGAGCACUUCAGAGUGAGCAACGCAUUAUGCUGCAUACCUUUUACACGGUUGGUGCUGCUGAAGACGUGAUGACAUUUUGGAAGAAAUUCUUUGACUUCAUUUUUGUCUUAAGUCCGUUACUUCUCCUGAAGUAUACUGAAAUAAUAUGGAAGAGGGCUGAUAUUUCAGGUUAAACUCUUAAUCUAUAAAUGGACCUCUUAACCUUGUCUCAUUGUUUUGUUUUCAUACAAGGUAUGAUUUUAAUAACCAAUGAGCAACCUUACUAUUUGUGUAGUUAACAUGCUGAUAUUUUCAAACUGUGCCUGAAGAAUAUGUUCCAGGAGUCAUUUUAAGCUAUUAGUGGAAGAAUGUCAAAUUCUGGUAGUAGCUACCAGAAUUAUUCAAUGGUUGUUUUUAUUUCUCAUUGGGUGGCUGGGCUUUUAUACUUUUCUGUUCUGAUUUAAAGCACAAUACUUCUAUACCUGUUCUACCUGAAGUGGUUGAAAAAUUGUUGGAAAUGCUUAAACUUAAGUACAAGGUGCUGUUAACUUUAGUACAGUGUCUGUUUAGUGGGUGCUAAGUACCUCAAGUGGAUUUUUUAAAGAAACUUUUAAUGUUGUAAAAUAUUUGAAUUUUUUAUCUAGUGUAUAUAAUUGGGGAUCAUUGUAGUUAGAUGCACAGUCAUAACAAAUUUCAUGCUUACUGCUAUAAGGCCUAACUUCAUCCUGGCGAAGAUUUUAAAGAAUAAAUUAAAAUUGCCAUUCUAUUCAAA
Messenger RNA from Pristis pectinata (smalltooth sawfish), 2516 nucleotides. RefSeq names its product polymerase (DNA directed), delta 2, regulatory subunit (gene pold2). The coding region runs from base 258 to 1670 and encodes 470 amino acids. The record is from RefSeq and is a predicted model, not a curated record. Gene Ontology annotation, biological process: DNA strand elongation involved in DNA replication; DNA replication. NCBI's taxonomy places the organism in Eukaryota, Metazoa, Chordata, Chondrichthyes, Rhinopristiformes, Pristidae. Gene Ontology annotation, cellular component: delta DNA polymerase complex. Gene Ontology annotation, molecular function: DNA binding. The transcript has 10 exons.